GGUGACAUCGGGGGUGGCACCGGCGGUGACAUCGGGGGUGGCACCGGCGGUGACAUCGGGGGUGACAUCGGCGGUGACAUCGGGGGUGACAUUGUCACCGUCACCCCCUGGGCCGGUGGCAUCACCAUCACUGUCACCGCCGCGCCGCCGGACGAGGACAGCGGGGACAUCGCUGGGGACAUCGUUGGGGACAUCGUUGGGGACAUCGGCGGGGACAUCGGGAACAGCGGCGAGGACAGCGAGGAUUCUGGGGACAUCAGGGACAUCAAGGACGUUGGGGACAUUGGGGACAUUCAAAACAUCGGGGACCUUGGAGACAUCAAGGACAUUGGGAAUGUUGGGGACAUCAAGGACAGCGGUGACAUCAUCGGGGACAUCAUCGGGGACAUCGAGGUUCCCAAGGAUUUUGCGGACAUUGGGGACAUCGGGAAUGUGAAGGACAUCAGGGGGGUUGGGGACAUCAUUGGGGACAUUGGGGACAGGAGUGUCCCAAGCCUUGGGGACAUUGGGGACAUUGGGGACAUUGGGGACAGGAGUGUCCCAAACCUUGGGGACAUUGGGGACAUUGGGAUCACCGGCGAGGCAGGACAGGGCCGUGUCCCCAUCCCCUGUGAUGGGGACAGAGGGGACAGCGCUGUCACCAUCCUGAGGGACAUUGGGGACAUUGGGGACAGGGACAUCGGGGACAGGAGUGUCCCCAACCUUGGGGACAUUGGGGACAGGAGUGUCACCGUCCUGAGGGACACUGGGGACACGGGGGACAGGGACAGUGGGGACAGGGAUGGCGGUGACAAGAAUGUCCCAGUCCCAGGGGACAGUGGGGACAGGGACAUCACUGGGGACAGGGACAGUGGGGACAGUGCUGUCACCGUCCUGAAGGACAUUUGGGACAUCGGGGACAGGGACAGUGCAGACAGGGACAUUGGGGACAGGAAUGUCCCAGUUCCAGGGGACGUUGGGGACAGGGACAGCGGGGACAGGGACAGUGGGGACAGCGAUGUCACCACCCCGAGGGACAUCAGGGACAGAGGGGACGUUGGGGACAUUGGGGACAGCGCCAUCCCCACCGUGCUGGUCGAGGACAUCGGGGACAGCGAUGUCACCGCUCUGGGGGACAUUGGGGACAUCCCGGAGGAGCCCCCCGAUGAUGACAUCAUCGCCUAUGACGUCAUCGCCGCUGAUGUCACCGCGGCCGGGGAGGGCGAUGACGUCACAGAGGGGCGGGGCAGCCCCUCCCCUCCCCCAGCUGGUGACGUCACGACCGAGG
This is a messenger RNA of Malurus melanocephalus (red-backed fairy wren), 1267 nucleotides long. RefSeq lists its product as uncharacterized. The transcript has 3 exons. Lineage: Eukaryota; Metazoa; Chordata; Aves; Passeriformes; Maluridae. The annotation marks the transcript as partial. The record is from RefSeq and is a predicted model, not a curated record.